AUGGCGGAGUGGCAACCAAAGCGCAACUCCGACUACACGAAGGUAGGAUCCAAGUGGUCCUUCGGGGCACCGAUCGGGGCUAUCAAGGGUGGCCAGGUGGACGCCUUGGCGUGCCUCGAGGUGAGCGAGGACGACGGGGUCGUCGUGGAGUGGAUCUGCGGCAACCCCGUCACCCUCGGCAUCCCAGGCAACGCCGUUGAGUGGCUCGCCAAGGGCAUCCACGCCCUCUGCGGGAAGAGGCUAGAUCUCCCGGUGACGAUAUCGCCGAAGGCGAGGGGGGAAGGGGGCGAAGGGGGGCAAGGAGCGGCUGGCGGCGGCGGCAGCGGCGGUUAUGGUGGGAGAGGAGGCGGUGGUGGUGGAAAGGGCAAGAGGAAUAGCGGGGGCGGCGGCGGCAAGAAAAAGAGUGGCUCAAAGAAACGCCGAUAG
Molecule: messenger RNA, 426 nt
Organism: Ectocarpus siliculosus
Lineage: Eukaryota; Phaeophyceae; Ectocarpales; Ectocarpaceae
Source: the annotation of a GenBank genome assembly